AUGCUGUCGGAGGUGGUUCGGGGGCGUUGGCCGGCAGUGUUCGAGCUCGGCUCGGCCUUGGAGUUUGUCACGGAGUGCAGCUCAGCCGACACUGCGCCGCAGGUGUUCGUCGCCGCCAUCGUCGUCCAGCGGCCUCUCCGCCCCCUGUCCGAGAAGGCAUCGGAGUUCCCUGGCCCAGGCGGCCCCGCCAGCCCGGCGGCCGCCGCGGCCGCGGUGGCCUCCGACCUCUUCGGGGCCGGCGCGCGCAGCAGCACGGGGGGCGCCGGGCCGGCCUCGGCCUGGGGCGCGGCCCAGUCGCAGGCGGCCGCCUCCCCUCGGGCGAUCUCGCAGACGCCCGACCAGGUCUACGACAGGACCCCUUCUCCCGCCGCUGGCCUGCUGCCCGACGCGGUCGGGGAGGGUGACGAGCGCCGCGCCCCGAUGCGCGCGGCGCCGAACGCGGUCCCCGGCCGCAGAGGCUGCUCUCCGCGGUGGUGGGCACAACAAUGCCCCGCCGCGGGCGUGAAGGAACACCGCGAGGCGUUCGAGGGCGGAUCCAGCCACGCGCGCCGCUGUCACGACCUGGCCCACCCCGACGCGGACCACUCGUGGAUGUGGUGCCUCUUCCACGCGCGCGGGCGGGCGCUCGACAACGACGGGUUGGCGGAGGCCGUCUGGGUGCGCCUCGGCGCAGGGGUGCCGACCGACUCGAGCGUCUGCGGCGCGUGUGGUCACAACGCCCUGCGCGACUUGCUUUACGAUUUCUCCUUGAAUGCAGACGAUGCCGCUGAGAAGGAGCCUCAGGGGUUGACCUCUUCUCGAUCAGCGCUUCGCCCCGCUGAUGUGCUGUACUACGGGGUCCUGACGGGCAGCGCGGCGGCGCUGGACGUAGGUGAUGUACCUGAGGAACGCUACGCGGACGAGCUGGCCUCCCAUAACAUCGUCUACAUGCCUGUGGCGUGGACGAACUUCUGCCGCCCGCAUCCGGUCGCGCUCGCCGCGAUCCGCGCCAUCGCGAGGCUGCUGAGCGCUCCCGAGCGCCCGCAGCGUCAGAGGGCGUUCAACGUCUCGUGCACCUCCUCGAAGCAGCCGAAGCAGAUCGUGCAGGAGAUCCACCGGGCUCUCGGCACGCAGCAGGUGGCCUUCAAGCAGGCCUCCCCGUUCCUGGUCAAGUGCCAGAAGCAGGGCCUCCGCUUCGAGAUGGAGGACCCCGUCGCCCACCUGGACCACCUGGAGUCCAUCUACGUUGUGAGGUUCCGGCGCGUUGCGGGGGAGCUCACAGCGUACAGAGAUUUGUGUUCCACGAUCCUUGCCGACAUGAAGAUCUGA
Molecule: messenger RNA, 1308 nt
Organism: Prorocentrum cordatum
Lineage: Eukaryota; Dinophyceae; Prorocentrales; Prorocentraceae
Source: the annotation of a GenBank genome assembly